UAUGACAUGACAACGGAGUAAAUUGUCAUGACCGCGGUGUUUGGUCAUUUCCUUUUUUAGACUGCCUCAAUGUUCGCUUAAAUAUUCUUCAUUUUACCUUGACUUCUUCUCUCCACUCUGCCGCCCAUUUUUCAAGCAGUUUCACAUGUAACGAACAUUACAUGUGAGUCGAAAAUGUGCUCCCUUUUUAAUUUUAACUCAACUGUAGUUCUAAGUCAAUUAGGCUGAUUAGUAUCAAGUGGCUAUCGAACCAUUUGCCUAAAAACCUAAAAACGCUGUUCACACAAUCCGUCUACCAAUUUGAGGAACCUUCAAAAUGGUCAAAACCAAUGUCAUUUGUUAAAGUGAUAUACCUAUCAUUAUCUGAAACUUGGUGAGGAAAACUAUGAUUCUUAUUCGUGGGAAUCGUUUUGUGAGGCGUCUUUCACUUUAUCGCUGCAAGUUAUGUAUGGCAAUAUACGUGGUGGUAGCAGUUUUCUUCAUCAUAGCCAGUUUGCCGAAUCUUCCGCCUCGGGUCGUUUACACUCAUCCUGAUGAACUUACUGAUAAGGAGCUCUGUAGCCAACCAGGAAGCAAAGUCUGUUGCCCGAAAAGUGAAGAGCUUGAUCUAACCCAAUAUAGCUCAGAUACUCCCACAGAUUUUCUGGACUUGUUAUAUGAAGCUCAGCAUGUUUGUGAGGGGAGUUGGAAACCGCAAUGUGUGUCUUCACAAAAAAUAGCUGUCAUUAUACCCUAUAGGGAACGAGAAAAGCACCUUAAGUUAUUAUUGCCAAGACUACAUGCUUUGUUGCUACGACAAAAUAUGCCGUAUUAUGUUUUUGUGAUUGAGCAGGCUGGAACCACUCCUUUCAAUCGUGGACUACUAUUUAAUGUUGGAGUUUUGCAUGCACUGGAUAUUGAUCCAGAUAUUAAUUGUUUUAUCUUUCAUGAUGUUGAUCAUUUACCUGAGAAAAGUGAAAAUUUUUAUAUUUGUGAUACAGAAUUAAGACAUUUAUCACCUGCUGUUGAUGACUUCCGAUAUCAUCCACCAUUUGUAAACUUUGCAGGAGGUGUUGCUGCUAUGUCUAAAGAGAAUAUUUUCAAGAUCAAUGGAUUUCCAACACGUCAUUGGGGUUGGGGUAGUGAAGAUGAUGAAUUUUCAGCACGUGGUUUAAUUUAUAAUUUAAAAUUAACUAGACCACCAGAAUAUAUUGGACGUUAUAAAACACCAAGACAUAAAAAACAUUCUAUAUCUAUAAAACAUCAAAGUGAAUUUAUUAAAUUUCGUAAUUAUUUACAUGAUGGUUUAUCUAUAUUAAUACAAAAAAAUUUUUAUCAAACAUGGAAAUUAGAAUCUAUUCAUAAAAAAAUCAAUAAAAUUGUAUUCAAUCAUCAUCAUCAUCAUAAUUAUAAUAUUGAAACAUUUAAAAUUCCUUCAUUUUUAAGGAAUGUACGCGCCAAAAUAUUUUUAAACAAUUAAAUAUUACUAAUGAUUCUUCUAUUGAAAUUAUUCAUAAUUUAAAACAAAUUUCAUUAGAUAAUAUUCAAUUAUUAAAUUAUUUUUCACGUGAUGAUUUAUUUAUACAUUUUAUAUUUGAUCCAAUAGAUUUAUAUAAACAAUAUAAAAGUUUAAUAAAACCUAAAGGUAAUCAUACUGAUGAAUCUUUAUGGUGGUUUCUACAUUUCUAUGGAUGGAUAUAAUAUAUAUCUGCUAUAGGAUAUAUAUAUAUAUAUACUUUUUGCUUGUACCAUAUAUAUUUUGAUUACGUAAUAGAUAAAUCACCUUCAAAAUGGAGUUGUAUUUUGCAGUUAACAACCGAAGCAAACUCUCGAUUUAUAUAUAUAUAUAUAUAUAUAUAUAUAUAUAUAUAUAUAUACAGAUGUAGACAUUUUGCUUGUACCAUACUUAUUUUGAUUAUUUCCCCCCCCCCAAAAAAAAACAAAACAGAAAUAUGUAUGUAUGUAUGUACGAAAAUCAAUAAGAUGGAAAAUAGUAGUUGGGUAUAUCUUGUACAAAGUUCUUAUUAUUCCUUUAUAUUGUUCUUAUUUUAUUUACAAAUAAUUAACUUUAUGUGUACAUAUUCUUUAUAUCUAUAUAUAUACUCAUAAUUAUUAUUAUUAUAAUUUUCAAACUGUAUACCGGUGGUUUUGUCUAUAUUGAAUAAUUAGCAAAGAAGAAGUUCUAAUGUGAUAUACAAUGUAUGUUAAGUAUAAGUGUAUAUUCAUGUUUAUUCAUUAGAUGACUUCUUUUUUUUCUUUUUUAUUAUUUUGAUGUAAAUUAUAUAUAAAGAAUAGAAUAUAAAUGGUUUGUAAAGUGUAUGUCUCUUUUGUUUGUUUGUUGCUUACUUAUUUCAUUUUUGAUUUGUUGAACUGGUUUUAUUGUUUUAUGUAAUGUUCAAUCCUGAUAAUGAUAAAAUAACUUUCUAUUCACAAGUUUAAUCACUUACUUAAAUGAGAAGAAUGUUUGGUCAAUUGUAAGGGUGUAUCAUUUUUCCACUAUCUAGUAUGUUCACUGUACCAGGUCAUGAUGUUUAGUAACCAUUGUAAUUUGAGUGUUGGUUGAAAAAUUGAAAGUUUUGAUAGUUAGUUGUGUAGAUUAGUUCAAUUAUGAAAUGAAUCAUUGGAAACUUUGAAAGCACUGACUAUCUCAUUUUUAAUUCAAUCUACACCCACGAGCUAGUUAAGAAUUAAAACGAGGACAUUCAGGUAUCAUAGAAACCACAUUUCUCUA
Molecule: messenger RNA, 2710 nt
Organism: Schistosoma mattheei
Lineage: Eukaryota; Metazoa; Platyhelminthes; Trematoda; Strigeidida; Schistosomatidae
Source: the annotation of a GenBank genome assembly